Talaromyces stipitatus ATCC 10500 is the source of this 2208-nucleotide messenger RNA. RefSeq lists its product as uncharacterized. The transcript has 6 exons. The record is from RefSeq and is a predicted model, not a curated record. Lineage: Eukaryota; Fungi; Ascomycota; Eurotiomycetes; Eurotiales; Trichocomaceae. Gene Ontology annotation, biological process: DNA integration. The coding region runs from base 1 to 2208 and encodes 735 amino acids. Gene Ontology annotation, molecular function: nucleic acid binding.
AUGGGAGCAGCGAGAGUAUCAACGGUUGGAAGACGUCAACUCACUGCUUUACAAAAGAUCUAUCCAGGGAUCAUGGUCGACAAAUCUCGUGCAGGAGAGCACUCAAUUCGAUUUGGUCAAGGGGAUAGCGUCGACUCUGAGGGAGCUGUUACUAUCAAGACCCCAAUUGGCGAUGUCGAUUUCUAUGUUAUAAAUAUACUGACCCCAUUCUUACUUUGCAUUGCUGAUAUAGAUCGCCACGAAGCUUAUCUUGACAAUACCACCAACUGCUUAGUUAAGGGAGAUUUGAGAGUGCUAAUUGUCUGGAAAUGGGGACAUCCUUGGUUCUUUCUGGACGAUAGUCAUACACCAGUAACUCAUGACAAUGUUAACCACAAAUCCCUUGCUGAGAUUGAGAAGUAUUGUCACCACUACCAGAUGAAUCAGCAGGCACCCCGCCGGUUCAAGUUUACAUUGACUGACGACUGUGAGUUCAAUUAUGAGAUUGUUGUUGAUAUUAUGUAUCUUGAUGGAAAGCCGGUGCUUCACGUUGUAGAUUGGGCAACUUCCUUCCAGGCAGCGAGAUUCUUAAAAUCUCUCUCAGCAAAGGAUACUUGGGAAGCACUCAGGGCGGCAUGGAUUGAUACUUACCUUGGUCCACCGGACGUCAUAUCUCAUGAUACCGGGACGAAUUUUGCAUCAAACGAAUUCAAAAUGGAAGCCAGGAUGAUGGGGAUUACAUGCCACCAGGUACUAGUGGAAGCACAUUCCAGCAUUGGUAAAGUCGAGCGGUAUCACGCACCACUAUGUAGAGCAUUCAAUAUUAUCUCUACAGAACUUGGCACUAGUGUUGACAAGGAUGUAGUUCUCCAAAUGGCAGUUAAGGCCAUUAACGAUACCAUGGGACCAGAUAGAAUUGUGCCAACCAUGUUAGUUUUUGGGGCAUAUCCGCGGAUGAUGUUGGAUUCACCGCCAUCUGCGUUGACAAUUAGACGUGCCCAGGCGACAAGAAAGGCAAUGGCUGAAUUAAGAAAGGCUGUGGCCAAGAGGAGAGUCAACGACGCUCUAAACACCAGGAAUGGCCCAAUAAUCACAGAGACACUCAACCUUCCUCCAGGGGCUAAUAUUAAAAACAAGCAAAAAGCGGAUGUCAACGUAUACCUAUCGAAGAAAGAGAAGGAUGACCUUGAACUCGCACUCAAAUUGAGACGAGAAGGAAAGAUCGUGACAGAAGAUGCCCCAUUCGAACUUUCAAGCGUUGCAGAGAUCGAUGGUCUGAUUGCAAACGGGACAUUCAAAAUUGUUCACCGAGACGAUGUGAACCUCAGGGAUCUCCGCAUAUUCAACUCCCGCUUGGUUAAUGAGAUCAAGGGGAAGAAUGAGAUCCUAUAUGAGAAAUCACGCCUAGCCAAGACGAAGUUGCAACGUAUUAUCAUUGCCAACCUGCCCAAAGAAAUGAGGAGUAAAUAUCCACCAGACUUACUACUGUUGGUAGAAGGAGCUUUGUAUGGCAUUCCCGAAGCUGGCGUCCAUUGGUUUAGCACCUACCACGAGCAUCAUAAGGUGAAAAUGGACAUGGAGACUUCUAUGUAUAAUCCAUGUCUACUCGUGACAAAACCAGGCGCUGAGAGCUUUAGCCUGGUGGGCAUGCAGACUGAUGACACACUCAUCAUUGCAACAGAAAAGUUUGCCAGGGGAUACUUCUUUGGAAUUCAAUGGCGCAAGGAUUAUUUUAGAAUUGGUUUUGUAAUCGCUAUGGUCAACGAAGACUUUUCUAAGGAAGGACACUUUAUUGCCACUGGUAACAUAAUCCAUUGGGCUUCGUCAAAGUGUAAGCGUGUAACCCGGAGCGUUCUCGCCUCGGAGAUCUAUGGGUUAACAACUAGAUUUGACCAUGGAAUUACUUUGGCAAGUACCAUCAAGAUGAUCACGGAUCGCCUCAAUUUACCUACAAUCCCAGUUGUGGUUUGCACCGAUAGCUACUCGCUAUAUAAGUGCCUCGUCAAGUUAGGAACCACAAAGGAAAAGCGCCUUAUAAUUGACCUUAUGGCGCUCCGUCAGUCAUACGAGAAAUGGGAAAUAGAUGAAAUCCGCUGGAUCCAUGGAGACGAUAAUCCCGCGGAUGCUUUCACAAAGGCGAACCCAAAUGGGGCCCUACGGGACUUCAUUGACAAGAAUAAGUUGACGAUUCGCGUGGAAGGAUUUGUGGAAAGGACCAAGCAGGAUUAG